AUGAUGCCACUCAACGUCUCUAAAUGUUUCUUCAAUUCAACAUCACCUACUUUUCCUCCAGGAUCCCUGAUCGUGACGGCCUCAGCAACGGACGCAGACUCAGGCACAGACGGGGAGAUCGUCUUCUCUCUCCUUGACCCCGACGUGCCAUUCGUCCUUGAACCCGAUUCGGGUCAGCUGCUUGUCGGUGUGGGACUGGACGCUGAGACCCAGUCCAGUUACGAGCUGGUCCUCCUGGCCACAGACAAAUCUACAACCGUCCCGAGAUCUGCCUCUGUGACCUUCACCGUUAGUGUGGCAGACGAGAACGAUAACUCUCCCUCGUGUGAUGUCGUGGGAGAGAUUGUUGUCACUCCGGAUACCAAUAUUGGCACGAUUUUAGGCCAGCUCAACUGUAUUGACCCCGACCCAGGCGCCCCAACCCCCCGGUUCACCAAAGUGUCAGGAGACCCAAACAACUUCUUCCUCAUCGAUGCCGGAACCGGUGAGAUCCGAUUGGCUACAAGACCGGACGAGGGCAUCUAUAAGAUUCAGGUCGACGUGGAGGACGGAGGGGCUGACCCCUUACUGACCAUUAGAAUGCCUUUCCAGGUCAAAGUGGAAACUGAUCUUCAUAUUGAUACCUUGCCCCUCACUUUGCCUGUGGCUGAGGACACGGGGUGGGGCGACACAAUUCUGACUCUUACAGCUGCAGGAGGCUACGGCCCUGUGACUUUCUCUAUUAUGAGUGGUAAUGGUGAUGGGGUGUUUCACAUAGAUAAAAUGUCCGGAGCCAUUAAACUACUGAAAACUCUUGAUAAAGAGGGCACAGAUUCUUAUGCUCUGGUUAUAAAGGCGGUUUCUGUCAAUGGGUACAGUGCUGAGAGCAAUUUAGAUGUUAUAGUAACGGAUGCCAAUGACAAUUCUCCAAAGUAUUCCAAUUCGUACGACAGCGUAAAAGUGUCUGAAGGCGUAUCGACCCCAACGUUUUUGAGACAAAUCACAGCAACAGAUGCAGAUACAGGGGCAAAUGCGGUGAUCAGUUACUCAAUUCUUUCCGGGAACGAUGAAAUGAAAUUCUCAUAUGACUCAACAGGAAACCUGCAAGUGGUGGCUACUCUAGACUACGACCUGACUCAGACAUAUAUCCUGGUCCUCCAAGCCACAGACAAUGGUAGCCCCGCCCUCACAGGAACAACCAGUGUCUUCGUGGAGGUGGAAGGAGUCGAUGAGCACGUGCCGGUCAUCGUGAAGACGAGCAGUGGUCAAAUCUUUAAGAGUAUAGCCGAGGACGCGGCCGUAGGUGGGGCCUUGUUUCAAAUCAGUGCCGCGGACGCGGAUUUUGGGUCUGAGAUCUCGUUCUCCUUCACCGGAGGCAACUCUGAUGGGCAUUUCACAAUAGAUCAAAACUCUGGGGUCGUCUAUUUAGUCCUACCCUUAGACAGACAAAAUAUCCCAUCGUAUAGCCUCGACAUUCUGGUCUCCAACGAGCUAGGGCAGACUGACUCAGCUACUGUGGAGAUAACAGUGACGGACGCAAACGAUAACGACCCUGUCUUCGACAGAGGCAAUUACGUCUUUGAGGUGCCUCAUGGGACAGCUGCUGGUGACGUCAUAGGUACCCUGGCUGUCAGUGACAGAGACGAGGGCGUGAACGGAAGGUCUACUCUGUCCAUCACUUCAGGUGAUCCUGGCAGUGUGUUCACCGUCAACGGUUUUUCUAUCCAGGCCGCAGCCGUGCUGGAUGCUAAUGUGGAGGAUCUCUACUCUCUGGUUGUAAGUUCUAUUGUAUAUUAUUAUUUUUGAUUGAGAUGACAUGCAGAAUGCUCCACCGUGUUUCUCGGUUAACAUAGCAUUUAAUUUAUG
This is a messenger RNA of Aplysia californica (California sea hare), 1845 nucleotides long. Its product is annotated as protocadherin Fat 4. The record is from RefSeq and is a predicted model, not a curated record. Gene Ontology annotation, biological process: homophilic cell-cell adhesion. The transcript is spliced from 3 exons. Gene Ontology annotation, molecular function: calcium ion binding. The coding region runs from base 1 to 1785 and encodes 594 amino acids. Gene Ontology annotation, cellular component: plasma membrane. Lineage: Eukaryota; Metazoa; Mollusca; Gastropoda; Aplysiida; Aplysiidae.